Molecule: messenger RNA, 2787 nt
Organism: Symbiodinium sp. CCMP2456
Lineage: Eukaryota; Dinophyceae; Suessiales; Symbiodiniaceae
Source: the annotation of a GenBank genome assembly
AUGGCGCCACCCCGCGUCUUCGACGAUCUGAAGGACAAGGAUUGGCGAGCCGUCCGCAUCCUUGCAGCGCUCCCGCCGCCCGGUACCCCGUCAGCGCUCGCAUCAGCGCUCGCGGACGAGGCCGCUGGUGUCCGCUGGGCCGCGCUCGAAGCCCUAGGUGCUUUUCCCACCGACAUUCUUCGCGAGCAUGCAGAGGCUUUGCUGCCUUGCCUGUGCGCCGGGUCCUGGCGCGAACGACGCUGUGCUGUGUUGGCCCUUGGACGCCUUGGGGCAGACGACUUGCUGAGUUGUAGAGACUGUCUCGUCGAGUGCCUCGGGGACGACGACCCAGAGGUCCGCGAAGCGGCGGCACAUGCGCUGGAGGGACUCCAGGCCUUUCUCGAGCACGAGGAUGCAGACUUCCGUGCCACUGCGAUCAGCACGCUCGGCCAGCUGCCCGCAAGCGUCCUGGCCCCGCACGCAUCGCGUUUGGCCCGAUGCCUCAGCGACCGCACUAGCGCAGUGCGUAGCGCAGCAGCAUUGGCGCUUCGGCAACUGGGAAAAGAUGCGAUCUUGGACCAUGCGCCGGCCUUGGGGCAGCUGCUGAGUGACAACGAUGCUGCGGCACGACGAGCAGCACUAGAAGCCUUAACGGCACUGCCGCCGGAGGACCUUGCAGUCUGUGCCCAUCUUUUGCGCCCCUUGCUGCUGGGGACACGCUCGAAGUCGAAGCGUCUCGCCCUCGGCGCCCUCCUCCAGCUCAGGCCUCCAGAUCUCUGGCCGUUCCUCGAUGAUCUCGUGGGCGCGCUGGAAGAUGAAGGUUGGCGCGUUCGGCUGGCGGCGGUUUGUGCUCUUGAGCGCUUCGGGCCGCGCGUGGCCGAGGUGGGGAUGGCAGCUCGAGCAGUGGCUGCGCAACUACAAGGGCCCAGCCAACUCUGCUGUGCUGCAUUGCGAGUGCUGGGCCGGUUCGAUCCGAAACGCCUCGCAGACCUCGCGCCGGUGGUAGCCCAGCGUCUCCGCGAAGAGGGUGCCAGCUUUCGCUUCUAUGUGCUCGAGGAGAUGUCUGGUCUUGGCCCCGAGGUGUUGACGCAUCACGCUGUUGCUAUCAUGAGCACCCUCGCCGACAGUGAUUGGCGAGUGCGAGAGGCAGCGCUGAAAGUGGCCGGGCGUCUGGCGCCUGGGCUCCUCCACAGUGCCGUCGGCCGCGUGGCGGGACUCCUUGGCGACCCAGCAGCUCCAGUGCGCCGGGGUGCCCUCCGCGUGUUGGCCCGGGCAGCAGAGAGUGGAGCAGAGGUCGAGCUUCCUUUGGAUGCGCUCCAGCAGUGCCUCGCUGAAGCUCUCGCAGACACAGACCUCGCAGGUCGAAAUGACUGUGGGGAUGCCUCCUUUCAACUAUCUCUAGGUGAAGGUCCCCUUGUCAGUGCUUUGGACCAGGGCUGUGAGGGCUUUGGACCUUGGACCUCACAAGCGCAGUGGCUUUGCUGGGCGAGAGCGCACGGGGACGUCUACUCCGAAAAGCGGGGCAAGAGCCUGGUGGCUUGCUGGUUGGCCGUGCCGUUCCGGAAAGGUCCCAAAGUCUCGGACCCGAGCAUCUUCACAAGGGGCAGCGCGCAAGCCAAAGGUUUGGAAUGGAUGGUUAGGUACCUGGCGGUGUCCUCCAAGAAGGCGGUCUUUCAGGAAGCCAUCUGCGAGGAUGAAGGGGCCGCCGGUGGGCGCUCCAAACGCAACAAGGACAAGAACGCAGGGAGACAGCGGGGCUUCAUCAUUCGACAAGAAGUUGAAGAGAGCCCCCUGACACGAGUCGUAGCCUGCUUCAAGGAUGCAGCGAAAAAGCUCAUGGACACUGGUAUCGUCAGUCGCGUCGACGCGGACGAAGCCGCGAACGUGAAGAAGGCCAAGAAGAAGGAGAAGGCCAACGACGCCGCUAUCGCGAAUCUGGGUGCCAACGAGUGCCGGAUAGAGACCAUCUCCAGGAUCCACCACUUCGCCCACGGGCCUGGCUAUAGGCUCCAGGUGGCAGAGGGCAUGGUGGCGCAGCGCCUGAACCUCUUCACGAAUCGCAGGGAGAUCGCUCUCAAGGACUGGCUCUCCGGUGUGCUGGGCGCCUUGGAAAGUACGGGCACGCACAUCAUGCUCCUGAAACGCUCGUCCGGCAACGGUGAGGUGACGGGGGGAGUUAUCACCGGCGAGAAGACGGAGGGCGGUGAUGGCCAGAAGGAGGGCAAGGCCACCGGGGAGAUGAAGAUUCAGCUCCGGCGCGACAAAGCGCAGCAGGCUGAGAACGACUGGCUUCAGUCCCUGCUCGGUGGCGAGGAGGAGAAGGAGCCAGAGCCGCCGGCGCAGCCGGAGAAGGCCGUACAAGCCCCUGCGGAGCCGAUAGCGAGGCCCGCGAGCGCACCGGUUCCGCAGCAACCACCUGAACUGCCGCGGACGGAGGCAACAUCGUCCAGGAGGCGAGGGGGCAACCACCGCGACUAUGCCGAGGCGCCUCAGCAGAGGCGUGCGUGGCUGCCGGGAUCGAAGAACGCCUGGGCUCCUGCUGCGUCCGGAAAUUACACGAAUGGGUGGGAGGAGGGCGCCUGGCAGAACGGAGAUGCCGGGUGGAGCGAGUGGAACGACUGGACCUGGUGGCAAGGAGAGCAGGCGCCCAUGCCGGCGCCUGCACCAGCGCGGAGGUGGAACAAGCAGGCCAAGGGCGGCGGAACGGGUCGAGGCGCCGGCCUGCGACGAAUGCCUACGGGCGGGGGGAGGCCUCAUCAAGCUGUUCAAGGAUGGCGACGGGAAGUACUGUCGGAGGUGCUGGGUUGA